GGCGGGUCGCUGUCGCCGGCGGGUGGUUUGAAAUGGAGGUGGCGGCGCCGUGGGGUGGCCGCUGCGGCUGAGGGCCGGGAUGGCCACCAAGCGUUUGGCCAGGCAGCUGGGGCUGGCGCGGAGCAGAGCUCGGGCGCGGAGCAGCACGCGGGCGGCGCGGCAGCGGUUCGGGUACCUGAUCGUCAUCGACUUCGAGGCCACGUGCUGGCGGGACGCGGGGCGGCGCGCGCCCGAGAUCGUCGAAUUCCCAGCAGUCCUGUUAAACACAUCAACAGGAGAGAUUGAAUCUGAAUUCCACACCUACGUCCAGCCCCAGGAGCAUCCUGUUCUCUCUGAAUUUUGCACAGAACUGACUGGCAUAACACAGAAUCAGGUUGAUGAAGGGGUCCCCCUAAGCAUUUGUUUAUCACAGUUUUUGAAAUGGAUUCAAAAGAUAAAAAUGGAGAAGAAAAUUGUAUUCGGUACAGAUAUCCUCAGCAAUUCUACUUCAGAAGCAAAACCAUGUACCUUUGUUACUUGGACAGACUGGGACCUGGGUGUGUGUUUGCAUUAUGAGUGUAAAAGGAAGCAGCUGCGAAAACCUGACAUUUUAAAUUCCUGGAUUGAUCUCAAAGCAACGUACAGGGUCUUUUAUAACAGAAAGCCUAAAGGGCUAAAUGGUGCUUUGCAGGAUUUGGGGAUAGCUUUUACAGGACGGGAACAUUCUGGGUUGGAUGAUUCCCGGAAUACUGCCUGUCUAGCUUGGAGGCUGAUCUGUGACGGAUGUGUGCUGAAGGUUACCAAAUCUUUGGAUAAGGCACGUCUGAAAAAUGACUUUAUUUCCAGAACACUGACUAUAAACUCCACUGACAAGACUCCGCUGGGAAGUAAAAGCAGACCUGAAGCAUCUAGAGAUGGAAUUUGCAAAACAAACUCUCUGGCUGAGAAAAACCAUAACAGUAUUGCUGGAAUUAAGAUAAAUUCUACUGUACAAACUGAGGAACAACAGACCACUUGCAUCGAUUCCUCUGCAGCUGUCCUCUUUGUACCUACCAGCAACUCAAGGCUUGAAUUACCUGCUCAGUCCCAAAGCUCUUCAGCCAUAUGUACUGACAGAUUUCCUGUUCCUCUUGAGCAGGCACAGCAAAAUCCCAGCACUGUAUCAACAGGCAUUCCACAAGGACUGAACAAUGGGCAACCUCUGAGUACAGCCAGAUACAGCCUUCCAGAACAUGGAUCAGGAUUAGUGCUUGUCUCCACUACGAUCUCCUCAAUCAAUAUUUCCAAUGAGGAUACCAGUACUAGUUCUGAUUGCUUAUCUCUGCUGACUGACUGGGAAGAUGUUGCUUUAAUACCAGCAUCUCAGUAUGAACAGAAUUCAGACUGUGUUCAAUUUGAAGAUGACUCCAGUACAGAUCUUUUACCAAUGUCUGAAGAAAGAAUAAUUUUGAAACCAUCAGCUGUAAUGAGUUCAGCUAAUCAAAGUUUGCAGAAAACUGAAGUGCCUGUGGGACCUCUGAAAUCUGUAAUUUACAAAAGUCCUGAUACUACUGUCAAUAAUGUAGGAGCAGUACAAAGGCAGACUUCAGAUUUCUCAGCUUUUAAGUUACCGUCUGCAAGGGUAAAUACUAUUUCAUCACAAUCAGCAGUAACUGGAAGUUAUUCUGCUCCUUCAGAGGUUCCUAAAAGAAAGCCAACUAGUCCAAAAAUGUUCCCACCAGCGAAAAAAGUGUCUUUUGCUAUAUAUCAAGAGAAAACUGCCUCGUUUGAUCAUUCCUUACCUUUAAGAAGUUCAAAUUUGCCUGAAGUGUCUCCUGCCAUUCUGAACUCCACUGUCAAUUUGAAUCAGUCUGUAAGAGCUGUGAAAAAUGGAAAACCAACUCCCCCUCUGUGUAAGUGUGGCAGAAGAGCUAAAAAACGGUAUGUGUCAAACGCUGGUCCAAAUCAUGGCAAAGCAUUUUUCUGUUGUCCUGUUGGCAAGCACGAAGGUAGUAAGAAAGGUUGUGGAUACUUCAAGUGGGAAUAUGCACUUCUAAAAGAGAAAUCUAAUGGUCCUGCUUGGAAUGCAGAUGCUUUGACCUCUCUCAGAAGUGUUGCUAAUAAUUCAGAAAAUUCUUCCAACAAAAAGCAUUUGUGUCUUAGGCCCUCCAUGCGAACUUAGAAAUUGGUAAAUUUUCUGGCCAAAUCUUAAACUCUAAGCUGAUCAUCCUCAGUAUAAUCAGGACAGCCAAAUGAUGUCAGAUACGUAUUCUAAGAAUGGGUCAGAAAUUACACUGCUUAGUUAACACAGAAAUGGAAAUCAAUCAAGCAUAAAAAAUACCAAUAUAUCAAAGUAUCUCUUUAGUGAUGUGUGAGAGAACAGACAAAACUAUUAAGUGCUAAAAUUAACGUAUAAACAGUUGUUGCAACAAAUCUUAAAUUUCUGUUUUAUCAAGUAUUUUAAAUACUUUAAAAUAUUCUUUAAGGUCUGGACUAGUAAUGAUAGUGUUUUGAUUUAUACUUUUUUUUCCUAAAUACACUUGUAAUGGUUAUAACUAACUUUAAAAAAUGUAUUUAGAACUUGUUGCACUUCACAAAGGGAUUCUUGAAGCAGUAAUGUUUUCUUAAACUCUUAAUGUUUUUUUAUCCUUUAAGUAACAAUAAAGAUAAAAUGCUGGUGGCAUUUCAUUAAAUACUUUAUUUACCCACCACCUUGACUCA
Pezoporus occidentalis (night parrot) is the source of this 2679-nucleotide messenger RNA. It is a transcript of the gene ERI2, whose product is annotated as ERI1 exoribonuclease family member 2. NCBI's taxonomy places the organism in Eukaryota, Metazoa, Chordata, Aves, Psittaciformes, Psittacidae. The record is from RefSeq and is a predicted model, not a curated record. The coding region runs from base 80 to 2140 and encodes 686 amino acids. Gene Ontology annotation, molecular function: 3'-5'-RNA exonuclease activity; nucleic acid binding; zinc ion binding. The transcript has 8 exons.